This is a messenger RNA of Sitodiplosis mosellana (orange wheat blossom midge), 5223 nucleotides long. Its product is annotated as protein 5NUC-like. The record is from RefSeq and is a predicted model, not a curated record. The coding region runs from base 3182 to 4873 and encodes 563 amino acids. The transcript has 8 exons. Gene Ontology annotation, biological process: AMP catabolic process. Gene Ontology annotation, cellular component: plasma membrane. Gene Ontology annotation, molecular function: 5'-nucleotidase activity. Lineage: Eukaryota; Metazoa; Arthropoda; Insecta; Diptera; Cecidomyiidae.
AGGCCACUUUAACAGUUCUUCGUUAUUUUUCCAGUUGCUGUUGUUGUUGGUGCUGCUGCCGUUGUUGCUGCUGUUGUUGUUUUGUUAAGUGCAAAUACGAAAAUGUGCACACCGCCAAGUCAUGCUGUAAUUGACACAGACUACGGCGCUUUGCAUCCGUUGCUGUGGCUGCUGCUGCUGUUGCUAAAUAACAACACACAAUAACAACACAGCUACCUCAUACAUUCAUAUCAUAUAUAUGUUAGAUCUAUUUUUACGACCCAUGUUUAUUCAUUCGAUGCUCAUUUUAUAAUUUCUCUUUCUCGUUAAGUCUUGCUACUUCGUUUGAAAAUUUGUCGCGCCUGCCCAUGCAGUCGAUAUGCUACUGUUAAUGCUCUAAUUGUAUAACCGAUUCGGUGCGAGCGAGCGAGCGAGUGUGUGUGUGGAAAUGUGCGGCUGUUGAGAAUGUUCCAUGUUUUCUUGAAUGAGACGAGUUGAAAGCCUGAAAACUGUUCAAAGUUGACUUAAAAUAUAAUUUAUUGCCCCAAUCGCAGGCAUUAUUUUACAAAAUCUCUUAAAUUUUCUCGCUCUCACUCGAUUCAUUGUAGACAUAUUGCGUAGAGUGUGCAUUGUGUAUCGCACGGCGGCGAUGAAGACAGCAAAAGCAAUCCAACAGUGUGCCAGAGAAAUAGACAUGGUGCAAAAGAGAUAGACACACAGAAAUGUGUCGAUGCUCUAUUUUCGCGCUCGGCAUUUUUUUUCUGCUUCAUCGAGUUUUUAUUCCACCACAUGCAGCCGUUACAUGUAUACACAUACACACGUAGCGAGAGAUAUAGAGGGAGAUGGGAACGCGCGCGUGGUUCGAUAUGGCCACAUGGACGUGCACGAAAGCACACAUUGAUGAUGAAUAUAUGUGGCGCAUGGAGUGAGAGUGAGAGCAAUGAGUUGUUUUCAAGCGCAUAUCACGCUGCAUACCACGCGUGCCAUACAUCCACUGUUACUAUCUUAUAUUGUGUAUGCGAUAUAGUCAUUUCCACAUCGAUUCGGUGGGCCACCACAACACACUAGCUCAUCAACCGCAUGGAAUCGCGAAACAAGGCAGACACACAGAGACAGAGACGGAGCUAAACGACAUACAUGUAUACACGGAAUCCAUUGUACCGCAUUACGCGCGCAAUGCAUUUAUUUUGUAAACAUUUCGUUUGGCCGAGCGAAAUGCGUCGUCAAAACACACCAGCACAGGCAAACACGUACACACGUGUGCUGCUAUGGUGUUGCCUCGAUUCUGCUGCUGCUGUUGCUUUUGCUGCGUUCACGUUCGUUGCAUGUUUACUACGAAAACCCCGAAAGGCAGAGUAAAUAAAACACGAGGCUACCAUGCUUCUUCUACGGCAAUGUGGACUGCGUCGAAAACAUACAAUGCACUUUUUUUUCUCGUACGUUCUGGAUACGCUCAAAUAGAUUUACUACUAUAUAUGCAUCCCAUGCGGUGUGUACGGUAUACCAGCAGCACGAUGGGAAAGUUCACGAUGCAUCAAAGUAACAUUCGUUGUAUUUCAAUUCUCUUUCUCGUUCUAUUUCAAUUUCCGAUUGAGACGAUGUAAACAACACAUACAUACACACACACACACACACACACACACGUAGAGGCAAUAAUAAUUUAGAAAACAACGUGCUCUGUAACGAUGACGGUGCAUUCAACUACACCUUUUUUACGUUUGUUUUGAUUACUUCAUUCUAUUGCAUUUCUAAUUAACUGGAUUCCAAAGAUGCUUCAACUAAAUUCCAAACCAGAAUUUAUUUGCACAUUUUUAUUUUUUCCUAUUCUGAAUUUUAACAUUGACGACUCGAUUUAACAUCUUGAUUGUGGAUCUUUUGAAUGGGCUUUUGUUUUCUCAACUUAUUUGAAUUGAAGCAUAAAAUUCCAUUUCACAUGAUGAGCACGUCGGUUUGUUCAUUCAAAUCACAAAUGAAAUUCAAAAUUGCACUCAUUCCAAUAGUCUUUUGUGUUUGAAUGAUAUUGUUGUGUUCUAGCGUCUGACAUAGCGACAUCUACGUGUCAACAAUUGAACUAAACGCUCGCCUCGUGGAGCAGGCUUAUAGUUUUUGAAUCAUCAUUUGAUUUUGUUUCGCUGCCUUAGACCUUGUCGCACACUGAAAGUUUUUUUUCUUCGAAUUUAGAGAAAUUUCAUUGUUUUCACCAUAGACUCAGAUUUGAUUCGUAGUUCACAUAUACAAUCAGAAUGUUAUAACAUUCAGACAUUUUUGUUAAGAAAAUCAUGAUUAUAAUUAAGAUAAAACUCGACAGAAAAUAUGCACUCAAGCAUAGUUGGCGUCGACAUUAAGAACGGUUGGUCUAACGCUCGGUAUGUACAAGUACAUUGUAAGGCAGAACGAUACUACUACAUGAGCGCGACGCUUCAUCACACACAGUUCGUUAUAGUACAAAAGGCAAAUAAUACACAUGUACGACGCUCAUUCGACACCUCGUCAUACCGUUCUUCCCCAAAUACAGCGUUGUGUCGUUGCAAUUUAUCGCAGAUGCUUCUUAUCAAGUCAAUUGUUAAUUAGUAAGCAAUAUUCUAAUCGAACUCGGCUUGCUUCAUUUUUAUCAGCUUACUUAUUCGCAAUAAAGCCACAAUCACAUGGAGACACAUGAAGAUGAUAUGAAUAUUCAAUGAACAAUUAUAUUCAUAGUGAAUGGGGAUAAUAAAUAUCAACAAGCAAACGCAUGACGCCUUUAGUCGCACUCAAAGAGUGAAGAAGUGAAGAUCGUCAGUCGAAAAUUCGCAGUAUUCACACUCAUCAAGUCAUCAAUUUAUUCAACGAGUUAAUUUCAUUCAUGAAAUUAAUAGAAAAAUGUCUAAGUUUCAAGUUUGAACAAUCGAAUCGAGUGUAUUUAUUUCAAAAUUGGUGAAUGAACAAACGCGAAAGACGAAUUUGCUUGGAAUUCUCGACAUACACAAUCAUUCAUUCAACGUUUUUUUUUACUAGCCAAUUUAUCAAGUUUUGCUAUUAUUUACAUUUGUUAAUGUUUUCAGUCUGUUCGCUUUAUUUGUCAAUCGCGUAUGACAUAACGGGAAUAACUAGAGAUUAAGAGAAUUACGAUUAUCAAAAUCGCGUCAUCUCUGAGUAAUUAAGUGAUUGAAUUGAUUUGUUUUCCGUAUUUCUUAAAGUCGUGACCUAUUGUGAUACGUAUAAUAUGAGUAGUAUGUUACACGUUAAAGCUUGCUCGUUCUCGAUAAUUCUGUAUGUCAUCGCAUUAUCAGUGGAUUUGGCAUGGACAGGGCCAAUAGAACAAAAUCCAGCAUUGGAUUUUAUAAUACUGCACAACAAUGAUAUGCACUCUCGCUUCGAGCAGACGGAUAGAUCGUCCGGAAAAUGUUCAGCAGAAGAUGCUGCAGCAAAGAAAUGUUACGGUGGUUUUGCACGUGUAUCGCAUGUAGUUAAAAAGUAUCGGGAAGAAGCCAAAAAUGGUGGGCCUGCUGUUUUAUAUUUGAAUGCCGGUGAUACUUACGUAGGGACGCCGUGGUUUUCUGUAUUUAAACACAAAGUUUGUGCGGAUUUUAUGAACAUUCUGCGGCCAGAUGCAAUGAGUCUCGGCAAUCAUGAGCUUGAUAAAGGUGUAGAUAGUUUGGUUCCUUUUUUGAAGGCAGUCCAAUUUCCAGUACUUACCGCGAAUAUAGAUAACGCGCCUAACCAUCCAUUAUGGCAAACCGGUUCCCUCAAGAAAUCCAUUGUUUUAGACGUAAAAGGCUUCAAGAUCGGUGUUAUUGGUUAUCUUACACCCGAAACAAAGGAGUUGACAAUGAAAAGUGAUGUGGAAUUCGUUCCGGAAAUAACUGCUAUCAACAAAGAAGCCGGUUUACUAAAAGAAAAAGGUGUCAAGAUAAUCAUAGCUUUGGGUCAUUCUGGUUAUGUUGUUGAUCAGGAAAUAGCCAAAAGUUGUCCUUUGGUCGAUGUUGUUGUGGGCGGGCAUUCGCAUUCCUUUUUAUACUCUGGUCAACAGCCAGAUACAGAAGUGAGUGAAGGUCCUUAUCCAACGAUUGUCACACAAAGUAGCGGAAAAGAAGUUCCAGUCGUUCAGGCGUAUGCAUUUACUAAAUACAUUGGUGCACUGAGAUUGAAUUUUGACGCGGAUGGAAACCUUCUUCAUUGGAGCGGUCAACCAAUUUUACUUGAUGACAGCAUUCCACGCGAUCCAGAAGUUGCCGCACUAGAGGAUGUUUACCGUCCUCAAGUAAACGAAAUCACCGAAAAAGUGAUUGGCAUCACAAAAGUGCGUCUAGAUGGUUCCAAAUGCCGUACGAACGAAUGCAACAUUGGCAAUUUCAUUUCAGAUGCAUUUGUCAAUACAAGGAUAAGACAGUACAAUGGUACUGAUUUAACAGACGCUCCCAUUGCCAUAAUGGCCAGUGGAGAUAUUCGUGCAUCGGGAAAAAUCGGGAAAAUAACACGAUUCGAUUUGGAAACAAUUAUUCCGUUUGAAAAUCAAUUGAUCGCGGUUAAUAUUACGGGACGUGUACUACAACAAGUGCUUGAACACUCUGUGCGAAGAUACAUUGAAUAUGGUCCUCCGGGCGAGUUUUUGCAAUUAUCCGGGAUGCAUGUCGUUUAUAAUAUUUCGAAUCCAUCGGGAAAUCGUGUCGUAUCAGCGAACGUUCUAUGCUCAACUUGUUUAGUUCCAUUAUAUGAGAAUCUCGAUCCGAAUCGUCAAUACGGCAUUAUUAUAUCAUCAUUUUUAUACGAUGGAGGUGACGGAUUUACUAUGUUUAAAGAUCUCAAAGCAACUUACUUGAAUACAACGGUUCAGGAUGCUGUGCAGAAAUACAUUCAAAACUCUCCUGUUAUUUAUCCAUCCAUUGAGGGGCGCAUCAAAGUUUAUAAAAAUUAAUUUUUGUUUAAUUUAAAUUCUACUUAAAUCUACUUAAUUACCACAGUGCCCUACCGUUAGUGUUUGUUUAAUAGAAAAUCUGGAGAAAUUACUACAUGAACUACUGUAUCAGAAAAUCUCGAUUGAAUUUGUAAAUUAAAUAUAAGUUACUUACAAAUGCCAGCUUUGUUUGUGUACAUUCCCGUGUACAAUUUCAAACUAUUAUUUUACCUUCCUCCCAAAUGUGAUUAUAUGGAAUUUUUUGUGUGUUUUUUGAAGAAAAAAAUUAUUUUGUUGUGUUCAACUGGUUUUUGUUAGAAAAAAAUUGGCAUUCAGACAAAAUAAAGACUAUGUUUAUUGAUUGCAAAAAA